Molecule: messenger RNA, 1218 nt
Organism: Echinococcus granulosus
Lineage: Eukaryota; Metazoa; Platyhelminthes; Cestoda; Cyclophyllidea; Taeniidae
Exons: 4
Coding region: 1-1218 (405 amino acids)
Source: RefSeq, a predicted model, not a curated record
AUGCGCGUCGUGCUUUGUGACAAGCGGUUGAUUACUGCAUUGAUGGCUAGAACUGCCGUUAACAAUUGUCUCAUUCCAUACUCUUCCAUGCCUACUAAAGCGUCUGGCGAUCUUAUCUCUGAAAUCGCAACUCAGACCCGACACGAAGAUGCUCGUCUCAUGCGAAAAUACAAACGAAGACUUUUAAUGAUUUUAGGCUCCAUUGACUCAGAUGGGCAUCUGUCUCAAGUCAGGAUUACAAAUCUGGCUACUUCAUCAGAUGGUCGGAUUCUGACAGUAUUUUGGACCAUGGCAGAAGGUUCGCACAGUGAUAUAACGGCUUGGAAAGUUGAUAAUCUUUUGCGAAAUGCUAAUAAGUCCAUUAGACAGCGGUUAGCUCGUGAAAACGCCUUUCGCAAAGUCCCCAUUCUCAACUUUAUUCAUUCCCCCUCGGAUUUACUGUCAGACCCUACUGAAGACCAAGUCGACGUUAAUUCCUGCCAUAUCGUAAAACCAAAUAACGUUUAUGGUCUGCCAUGGGAUGAGUACAUGAAGGAAGUAAGACGCAACCGUCAGGACGAUGCCGUGAUGGUUGAUAGUGAAAAUAUGGACGCAGAUUGUCACCGAGAGAGGGGCUCGUGUCCCUCUCAAGCAGCAAAUUGGGCCAGAAGGUGGCAAAAACAGCAUAAUGCUAAAUUGGUUGCCAAACGCGAACGAAAAAGGUCUCAUCAAAUGCUCGAAUCCGACACAACAACAUUCACCACCACCUCCACUCUCAACACCAGCAACGCUGAAAUAGGGACGAAACCCGAGUUAUCCAGCCAUAAGAAACGUGAGUAUCCACCGCCGCCACCAGAAAGAAUUGGUCGUUUCCGAUACUCUCUCUUCGUGAUUGGUACAUACGUGGGUCUGGGAAACUGCAUCUUUUUCUGCUGCCUUCCUUUACUGGGCUUUGAAAACAUUUUUCGUGCAAUGGGCUACCCCCAACCCAUCUCUCUUCUCUGUGCUGCUUGUCACAUGCCCGUAGCUACAUUCUGCAUGUGUUCCUGUGUCCUCUGCAAAGUUAGACGCCAAUUUCGCAAGAAGAGAGGCAUUAAUGGGAGCUUCAUACUCGAUUGCCUUCUGUCCUGCUUGUUAUGCUGCUGUGUUGCUACGCAACUUCUCACAGAAGCGCGUGCUGUCAUUAUAGACAGGAAAAACGGAGUCAGUAAACCGGAUGGGGCUGGACAAUCGAAGUGA